Molecule: messenger RNA, 1219 nt
Organism: Arachis duranensis
Lineage: Eukaryota; Viridiplantae; Streptophyta; Magnoliopsida; Fabales; Fabaceae
Product: probable pectate lyase 1
Molecular function (GO): pectate lyase activity
Source: RefSeq, a predicted model, not a curated record
ACUCCACUCCACCAUUCUUCUCUUUUCUUCUCUCUUCUGCACUUUCUCUUUAUCUUUCUCUUCAACCCUUCUCUUUCUCUCUCUCUUUAGCUUCAGCAUUGUCUCGUAACACCAUCACUGAGUGAAAGAGAGGAGUGGGUAGUGGAAUUCUUCAAUGGAGGUUCCUUCUGCAAAAUGGGUUCUCAAUGCUUGCUUGUUGCUGCUCUUUCUGCUCCUCAUUGGAGAAGCCAUGGCCACAUCACAGAUCUCUGACCUCAAGGUGAAAGAGGCGGAGGAAUUAAAUGAACGUGCUGCUGUAACUGACCCGGAAGAGGUGGUUUCCAUGGUUCAGAUGGCAAUGAAGAAUAGCACUGAGAGAAGGAAGCUAGGAUUCUUCUCCUGUGGAACUGGUAAUCCAAUCGAUGAUUGCUGGCGCUGCGACCCGAAUUGGCAGAAAAACAGGAAGAGACUAGCAGAUUGUGGCAUUGGAUUCGGGCGGAAUGCGAUCGGUGGCCGCGACGGAAAGUUCUAUGUUGUAACUGACCCUAGAGAUGAUGACCCUGUUAACCCAAAGCCAGGGACAUUGCGGCACGCGGUGAUCCAGGACAGGCCACUAUGGAUUGUGUUCAAAAGGGAUAUGGUGAUCCAGCUGAAACAGGAGCUGAUUAUGAACAGCUUCAAGACCAUUGAUGGAAGAGGAGCCAAUGUGCACAUUGCCAAUGGAGGUUGCAUAACAAUUCAGUAUGUUACCAAUGUGAUCAUCCAUGGACUCCAUAUCCAUGACUGCAGGCCUACUGGGAAUGCCAUGGUGAGAAGCUCCCCCACCCAUUUCGGGUGGAGGACUAUGGCUGAUGGGGAUGCCAUCUCCAUUUUUGGAUCAAGCCAUAUUUGGGUUGAUCAUAAUUCAUUGUCACAUUGUGCUGAUGGCCUUGUUGAUGCUGUCAUGGGCUCAACUGCUAUAACUAUUUCUAACAACCAUCUCACCCACCACAAUGAGGUGAUUCUGUUAGGGCACAGUGACUCAUACACAAGAGACAAGCAAAUGCAGGUGACCAUUGCCUAUAACCAUUUUGGAGAAGGACUCAUCCAGAGAAUGCCAAGAUGUAGACAUGGGUAUUUCCAUGUGGUGAACAAUGACUAUACUCAUUGGGAGAUGUAUGCAAUUGGUGGAAGUGCUAACCCCACCAUCAACAGCCAGGGCAAUAGAUACAAUGCUCCAGCUAACCCAUUUGCUAAAGAG